GCAUAUGUUCGUUCUCUUUAGGUUGUUUUGGAGACUUGGAUAAGUCAGCAACCAACAUGGCUACAUCGAAAAUCAUAAAGCCAAAUAAUGGAGCCCCUGAUGAACUUGAAAAAGAAAUGGCUGGGGCUAUUGCAGAAUUGGAGGCAGGCAGCGAUCUGAAACAACAGCUCAGAGAAUUGUAUAUCUGUGGUGCUAAGGAAAUAGACGUUGCUGGAAAGAAAGUUGUCAUCAUCUUUAUUCCUGUUCCACAACUUAAAUCCUUUCAGAAGAUCCAGGCACGGCUUGUACGAGAGAUGGAAAAGAAAUUCAGUGGGAAGCAUAUUGUGGCUGUUGCACAGAGGAGAAUUCUUCCUAAGCCCACAAGAAAAACUAGAAAUCAAAAACAGAUGAGACCUCGAAGCCGGACAUUGACGUCAGUUCAUGAUGCAAUUUUGGAAGACUUGUGUUUUCCAAGUGAGAUUGUAGGCAAGAGAAUUCAUGUUAAACUGGAUGGAUCUAGAACUAUCAAAGCUUUCUUAGAUAAAAGCCAACAGACAAAUGUUGAGCACAAGCUUGAAACAUUUACUGGUGUUUACAAAAAACUAACUGGAAAGGAUGUUGUUUUUGAGUUUCCUGCUUAUGACUGAAUAUGAAUAAAUACGAGAAAAUUUAA
Dendronephthya gigantea is the source of this 652-nucleotide messenger RNA. Its product is annotated as 40S ribosomal protein S7-like. Bases 57 to 626 code for a protein of 189 amino acids. The record is from RefSeq and is a predicted model, not a curated record. Gene Ontology annotation, cellular component: small-subunit processome; 90S preribosome; ribosome. Gene Ontology annotation, biological process: rRNA processing; translation; ribosomal small subunit biogenesis. The transcript has 9 exons. Gene Ontology annotation, molecular function: structural constituent of ribosome. Lineage: Eukaryota; Metazoa; Cnidaria; Anthozoa; Malacalcyonacea; Nephtheidae.